AUGUCCGACAACGAAGGAAGCCCAGUUGGCGAGAAGGCCGAAGUCCCUGUCUCUGAGCAUUUGAACAUCAAAGUCACUGAUAACAACAAUGAAGUCUUUUUUAAGAUUAAGCGUUCAACCCAGUUGAAGAAAUUGAUGGAUGCUUUCUGUGAAAGACAAGGCAAGGCACCAAACUCUGUUCGUUUCCUCUUCGAUGGUAGUCGUGUUCAACCUACGGACAGUCCAGAUAAGUUGGAUAUGGCAGAUGGCGACACUCUUGAAGUUCAUCAAGAGCAAAUCGGCGGCCAAUAA
Molecule: messenger RNA, 291 nt
Organism: Sclerotinia borealis F-4128
Lineage: Eukaryota; Fungi; Ascomycota; Leotiomycetes; Helotiales; Sclerotiniaceae
Source: the annotation of a GenBank genome assembly